Molecule: messenger RNA, 639 nt
Organism: Penicillium taxi
Lineage: Eukaryota; Fungi; Ascomycota; Eurotiomycetes; Eurotiales; Aspergillaceae
Product: methylmalonate-semialdehyde dehydrogenase
Exons: 4
Coding region: 1-639 (212 amino acids)
Biological process (GO): L-valine catabolic process; thymine catabolic process
Molecular function (GO): methylmalonate-semialdehyde dehydrogenase (acylating, NAD+) activity; malonate-semialdehyde dehydrogenase (acetylating, [NAD(P)+]) activity
Source: RefSeq, a predicted model, not a curated record
AUGCCGAAGGCCACAAGAUCUCUACAUCGUGUGAGAUUUUCUCCAUUCCCCUACCCACUCAAUGCCGGCGAUGAUGAUAUGCAGCUGUUCCUGGGAGAAUUAGGAGAGAUUGACGAGGAUCCAGCAGCUACAACGAGCCUCUCUGAACUUGACGAGAUCCUUCGUGUAAGCGAAAAAGAACAACACACACCGUUGUGUACAGACGCGUAUCUCUUCAUCAAUAAUGUGCGCGUAUUGUCCGCAUCAAAAGAUUGGAAAGACGUGCUUGACCCGGCUACUCAAGGCCUGAUUUCUCGCGUACCCAGUUGCACUCAUCAAGAAGUCCAGAGGGCAGUAAAUGCCGCCCAGGAAGCCCAACAAGGAUGGGAAAACCUAGGAUUUCAAAUACGAAGAGAAUACCUUCUCAAACUUAUCGAUGUCUUGAAAGGAAUAUCGACGACAAUCUUCACCGUUGUCAAAAGAUAUCAUAUCUCUGCCGAGAAGUGGGGAAGACCAUCGCAGAUGCUGAAUCAGAAGUAUUUCGCGGUUUGGACUGUAUCCAUGCAGCCUGUUCAAUCGGGCCAGAAAUGGCUGGCAUGUUCCUUGGGUCUGAGCCAACACUUCUUCAGACGUUCUAUGAGCCAGUGGUAUGAGAUUUGA